Molecule: messenger RNA, 2010 nt
Organism: Somion occarium
Lineage: Eukaryota; Fungi; Basidiomycota; Agaricomycetes; Polyporales; Cerrenaceae
Source: the annotation of a GenBank genome assembly
ACCAUCGCAUACCGAUAUUAACACUGGCAAAGAGCUUUCCCCCGACACACUCAUUUUAUACAUGGGGCGUUGUCUACUUUUAGUAGCCGCUGUGGGCCUCUGGCGCUGUCACUUCAUCCUUGUGUGAAUGAUGGAGGCGCACAGAUCCACCUUGAAUUUUCGGUUCCUACUUGUUUCCUACGUUCAACCAGGAGCAGACGACCCCGUACCAUGUCCAAGCUUACAGAGAAAACAGAGAUCCAGGAAGCGGUUGCCCAAAAUGAUGCGACCGAUCUUGAUUUGCCAAACUUAGAAGAUAAAAGCACCAUCUGGACUACCACUCGUCUCGAACUAUGGGCAUUCUAUGUCUUUUAUAUUGGGAAUAAUGGCUUGUCUGGAUUCAACUUUGGUCCUUCACAGUUUCAGAAUCUCUUGUUCUUAGCAGGAUAUGACCCAAGUCAACCGCCAUUCACGGCGCCCUGCGGGGCUGACACGGAUUGCGUACUUCCAUACCUUGGUCGUAUACGCGACGUGAAUUCAAUCGUGCUGCUCACAAAUGGUAUGAGCUUCGCGUUGCAAGCGUUCGUGCUUCUUACGAUAGGCGCAUGGGCCGACUAUGGACGAUGGAGACCAAACAUCACCAUUGUCUUCACGAUAGUCGCCGUAGCAGUAUCAUUUGCAUGGUUGGGUGUCAAAGACCCUUCGAAGUGGCAGGCUGGCGUUGCACUGUAUAUUCUGGGCUUGAUCGCAUACCAGUGUGCCCUGACCUUCUGGACUGCUGCCUUCCCUGGUCUGGCUCGGGACCUUCCGGAGAUCAAACAAUCAUUCGCCGACGUCGUUGAUGGCAAGAAGCUGCUGGAAGAUCACGAGCAGAUGGAAUCGCUUGAACGAAACCGCAUUUCCAACGUCUCUUUUGCAGUAUGCUCCGCUGGCGAGAUCAUUAUCCUCGCCAUCAUGGUAGGUAUACUAAAGGGUGUGAAAAGCGACGAAAGUGUGGAGAACAACACGAAGGCGUUUAGCAUCCUGAUUGCGUUCUCUGGUGGAGUUUGGUUACUCUGCGCAUUGCCAUGGUUCUUCUUGGAAAAACGCAGGCCUGGUUUGUCGUUACCUCCUGGCAUGUCGUUGCUUACGAUCGGAUUCAAGCAAACUUACGUCGCAUUCCGAGAAUGUGUGAGGUUGAAACAGACGUUUCUCUAUCUCAUCUUUUACUUCCUCAUGGGUGAUGUCUUGAAUACUACCGUUACAGUUGUUGGCACUCUGCAAAAUAGCGUGGUCUCAUAUUCGACACUGCAAUUAACCCUGCUGCUAAUCGUCGGGAUUGUAACUCAAGGACUUGGCAUCUAUCUCUUCUGGCUCGUUCAGAAAAGGUUCCAAAUUUCAACCAAGAUGCUAUGUUUCAACGUCUUCUGGAUUUUAAUUCUGACCAUUUGGGGCCUUAUCGGAGUGCACACGGAUAAGUUUGGAUUCAAACACGUAUGGGAGAUUUGGUUGUAUCAAGCGUUCUACGGUUUGAUGGUAUGCCCGUGGUACGCUUAUAGUCAGACCAUGAUCAGCGAGGUGUCUCCGCUUCCUCAGAUGUUCUUGUUCUUUGCUUUGUUCUCGGUGGUUGGCAAGACGUCUGCCUUCAUAGGACCACUUGUUUCGUCGGCAAUCAUCACUGCUUCCGGAAAUAACGAUAACAUGCCCUUCGCGUUCCUUUUCGGCUUGGGAAGUCUCAGCACCAUAUUCCUGUACUUUGUCGAUGUCAAGAAAAGUCGUAUUGAGUGCGAAGAGUUUGUUGCAGCCGAAGCGAGACGGAAGGCUUUUGACGACGCUAAUGUACCAUAGAAUUAUGCUAUGAUGUUCCGGUCCUAUAACGGUGCAGUGCGCUCAUUGCGAAUGCUUAAUAGAACGCGAAAGAAGGCUCACUUCAGCCACACGUCAUUCAAGUUGAAUAUCCAGCAACGACAUCAUCGUGGUUGCGAUAGGAAUGCAUUUAUUGACAUGUACAUUCAGCGCAGAUGUUUCAAUCGAGUUGCACAAAUAUCUAUC